UUACACUUUUAAAACAGAUCAACAAUGUGGUUACACGUAUUUUUUUUUAUUUUUUUUAUCAAUACGUUUGUUCAUCCCUCUUGUGUGCGCGACGACCAAAGACAAAAAAAUUGGGAAGAAAAAUUAACAAAAGCUAUUUUAUGUUCCAAUAUACGAGAGCCGCCGAAUAAAAACUUAACAACAGUCGUCGCUCACUUUAGACUUAAGACUUUCAACUAUGAAGAAGACGAAGAACUUUUUUACACUUACAACUGGAUAUUUUUUAGAUGGACUGAUCCCAGACUAAAAUGGAAUCCAGUCGACUACGACGGCAUCAAUCAAAUCAUAGUACAUCCAAUGGAUAUUUGGACACCAAUACGACAUGUGAAAAAUUUGAAAUCAAUAGAUGAAGAUACUGACAAUUUUUCUUUCUCACUUUUUUGCCAAAUUUCCAGUGAUGGUACAGUUUCUUGUAUCCCUCGUGUCCUUCAAGCCACCGUGUGCACUACAAACUUAAAAAACUGGCCCUACGAUGUUCAAAACUGCACAUUUAUAUUCGGUUUUGGAAGAGGGGGUAAGAAUGAUGUAUUUCUUACAUUCAAUUCAACAAGAGGCAUAUCAGCUCUCGGAGCUGAAUAUGGCAAUGGGUGGGAUAUUGUCAAUUUCGAGUCUAGAGAGAUUCAUAAUAAAAACACUGAACUACAUCUAACUUAUAUUGUGGAACGAAGAGCAUUAGGACUGGUUUGCAUGAUAGUAAUACCAGCUGUUAUCAUAAUUGUUUUGACUAUGACAUCAUUAUUUUUAGAUGUGAGAGAUAAUAAUCGUUUAUACUUCCUAGUUUUCAGCCUGCUCAGUCAUUUCUAUUUCUUACAAGCUAUCAGUGAAAAUUUACCUCAUCACGGUCCUGAUACUCCUAGAAUAUUAAUUUUUAUCCGUUCCUCUAUUUUCGUUACCGUUACCGCAAUAUUAUUGACUUUAAUAUUGAAAACAUUGAGGAAGAACACCGUCAGUCCACCCCUGUGGGUCAUUAUAACUACAGAUUAUGUUUCAAAAAAUUGUUUACGUUAUUUAAUUUUUGUUACUUAUCAAGACGAAACAAACGAUUUUUCUGAAAACACGGCAAACAGAAAUUGGUCAUAUUUUGUUAGUAUAGUUAAUGCUAUAUUCAUUUACUCCUUUUUUGUUACGUAUCAAAUCCUUUUUAUACAAUACAUACCUAAACCAUGGACAGCUUUAACAUGAGGUGUAUUUAUGUGUUAAUUACAAUAGGAUAUCAAAAUGUUGAAUAUAGCUUUUGUAUUAUUAUUUAUUUUAACAAAAAAUGUUAUGUUUCUAAUAAUUUUGUUCUCAAAUAUAUUUUUUUAUGUCAAAUCAUUUACGGACAACUGUAACAUCAAUUUUUAAUGGUAUUGUAACAUGAUUGUUCACAUUUUAGCUUAUAUUAUUUAAAUAAAAUGUAUGAAUCUAUAUUUCAAUUUAAAAUCCCAGAAUAUACCUGAAAUUUCAAAAAAUAAAAUGAAAACGAAGUUAUAUAAUACCGAGCCGGAAAUUUUCCGGAAAUCGAUACGCUUCCGUUUGCAAAACUCUAAACUCACUUUCAUCAAUAUGAGCACGAUGUUGAGAAUUUAAAUAUUUUUUUUAUACUAUAAUGGUUUUAUAAAUGUCAUUAAUUUUUCAUGACAUCUUGAUUAUUUCAAUAAUUAAAACAUAUUCCUUAUUUCUAUCCGUGAAGAAAUAUUUCUUAUUUUGUGAAUUCGGUCUCUGGAAAAAAGGGCAAGUACUAAAUUGUAAUAAAGUUGGAAACUUAGAAGUUAUGAGA
Molecule: messenger RNA, 1798 nt
Organism: Danaus plexippus (monarch butterfly)
Lineage: Eukaryota; Metazoa; Arthropoda; Insecta; Lepidoptera; Nymphalidae
Product: acetylcholine receptor subunit beta-type unc-29-like
Exons: 1
Coding region: 25-1221 (398 amino acids)
Biological process (GO): monoatomic ion transmembrane transport
Cellular component (GO): membrane
Molecular function (GO): transmembrane signaling receptor activity; extracellular ligand-gated monoatomic ion channel activity
Source: RefSeq, a predicted model, not a curated record